Molecule: messenger RNA, 1397 nt
Organism: Desarmillaria tabescens
Lineage: Eukaryota; Fungi; Basidiomycota; Agaricomycetes; Agaricales; Physalacriaceae
Product: cyclophilin-like domain-containing protein
Exons: 2
Coding region: 107-1177 (356 amino acids)
Biological process (GO): protein folding; protein peptidyl-prolyl isomerization
Cellular component (GO): intracellular membrane-bounded organelle
Molecular function (GO): peptidyl-prolyl cis-trans isomerase activity; protein binding
Source: RefSeq, a predicted model, not a curated record
AAGCAAGACGGUGACCAGAAUUUCGAUUAGCUUCCAUCCCUUUCCAGUGUUACAUAAUCCAUCUUCACUUGAUGUACGCGUCUUCUGCUCUUUGCUCUCUACCACCAUGUCCCGACCACUCACCUACUUCGAUAUCAGCAUCGGUGGUGUCCCUGCUGGGCGAAUCGUGUUCGAGCUGUACGCCGACUUGGUGCCCAAGACUGCAGAGAACUUUCGUGUUCUGUGCAGGGGAGACACCACAAGCGAGGAUGGCGUCCCGCUCAAGUAUGCAGGAUCGGGGUUCCACCGGGUGAUCAAGGGUUUCAUGUGUCAAGGUGGUGACUUUACUGCCCACAAUGGCACCGGAGGACUCUCGAUCUACGGCGCCAAGUUCCCUGAUGAAGCCUUCCCCGUGAAGCACAGUAAACCGUUCUUGCUUUCGAUGGCCAACUCGGGACCAAACACAAAUGGGUCGCAGUUUUUUAUCACCGUUGCACCCACACCACAUCUUGAUGACAAACACGUCGUUUUCGGGGAAGUGAGGCGGGGGAAGGGUAUUGUGAGAACAAUAGAGAAUAACAAGACGGGACCUCAGGAUAAGCCUCUGAAGGAGGUGUUGAUUGUAAACGCGGGGGAGAUCACGGAAGCAGAGCUGGCUGAUGAUGUCGUAGAAGUGGAGGACUACCCCGAGGACGACGAGCGAGCUGAACAGAUCCAGACUGACCCGGCUUUAGCACUGGAAAUCGCAGUUAAGAUCAAGGACACGGGUGCGUCGCUGUGGAAGGAGGGGAAACGCGCCGACGCACUCCAGUCUUGGCUUAAGGCUCUCCGGUACCUUGAUGUUCAUCCUGUGCUACCAGAUGAUUCCCCACAGACUCUCAAAGAUACCUUUAAAUCGACGCGUACUGCCCUCCUACUCAACGCCACCCUGGCUGGUGCUAAAGCCGACCCGGCAACCGGAGUUGAGGUCGCGACGCGUGUCUUGGGUGUCGAUGGUUUGUCUGACGCCGACAGAGCCAAAGCUCUAUACAGACGCGCACUUUCGUACAUCGCCCUAAAAGAUGAUGAUGCCGCAGAGGCAGAUCUCCUUGCUGCAGGUGAUGAUGGCGCUGUCAUUCAGGAGCUUACCCGUCUUCGAGCGCGGAAGAAAGAGAAGAGGGAUAAAGAGAAGAAGGCUAUGCGAAAAAUGUUUGCGUAGGGACGGAGGUUUGAAAACAUAAAUGUAGAUUUAUCACAACGCCACAGAAAAAUUUAAACUGUAGAAUUUUUAUGGUGGCUGCAAGGAUUUUGUCUCGAUGGUACCUCCGCUUAUACAGCUUCGGUAUAUGUGCGGGGUUGUGUGGGAUAUACAUACUUUCGUUGCACUUGCUUGGUGAAUUCGGGCCGGCUGCGUCGGGAUCCGCGUGACAAUCACUCUG